Myotis daubentonii (Daubenton's bat) is the source of this 1523-nucleotide messenger RNA. RefSeq names its product damage specific DNA binding protein 2 (gene DDB2). Gene Ontology annotation, molecular function: damaged DNA binding; protein binding. Gene Ontology annotation, biological process: response to UV; DNA repair. The record is from RefSeq and is a predicted model, not a curated record. Gene Ontology annotation, cellular component: nucleus; Cul4-RING E3 ubiquitin ligase complex. Lineage: Eukaryota; Metazoa; Chordata; Mammalia; Chiroptera; Vespertilionidae.
AGCCGGGAACCUGUUUGGCGGGAAGUUGGCCUGUUUGGCGGGAAGUUGGACCCGUUCCCUGCUCCCCACCCUUUUUCUCCCCAGAGGCUUCUCUAUCGUCCCUCCAUAAUCUCUGCGUACGGCAGAGUACCGCUUUGCACGGACGACGCGAUGGCCCCCAAGAAACGCCCAGAGACCCGGAAGCCCCUCGAGAUGGUGUUGUGCCCCAAGAGCAAGAAGAGCAGGAGCCCCCGGGAGCUGGAGCCCGCGGCCAAGAAGCUCUGUGUGAAGGGCCCCGGUUGUAGCAGAAGAUCUGACUCGGGCUGCCUUAGGGAGAGGUUGACUAGCCUGCAGGUCCCACCACAAUGCAGGAGCAUUGUCAGGGCCCUCCAUCACCACAAGCUGGGCAGAACCGCCUGGCCAUCUCUACAGAAGGAUCUCCAGCAGUCCUUUUUGCACUCUCUGGCUUCUUACCGGAUAUCCCAAAAGGCUGCCCCUUUUGACAGGAGGGCCACAUCCUUGACAUGGCACCCAACUCACCCCAGCACCCUGGCCGUGGGUUCCAAAGGGGGAGAUAUCAUGCUCUGGAACUUGGGCAUAAAGGACAAGCCCACCUUCAUUAAAGGGAUUGGAGCUGGAGGCAGCAUCACUGGGCUGAAGUUUAACCCUCUCAAUACCAACCAGUUUUUCACCUCCUCCAUGGAGGGAACAACUAGGCUGCAAGACUUUAAAGGCAACACUCUCCAAGUUUACACCAGCUAUGACACCUGCAACUUCUGGUUUUGCAGCCUGGAUGUGUCCGAGAAAAGCCGAGUGGUGGUCACAGGAGACAAUGUGGGGAACGUGAUCCUGCUGAACAUGGACGGCAGGGAGCUGUGGAACCUGAGAUUGCACAAAAAGAAAGUGACCCAUACAGCCCUGAACCCAUGCUGUGAUUGGUUCCUGGCCACAGCCUCUGUAGAUCAAACAGUGAAAAUCUGGGACCUGCGCCAGGUUAAAGGGAAAUCCAGCUUCCUCUACUCACUGCCACACAGUCAUCCUGUCAACGCAGCUCAUUUCAGUCCUGAUGGAGCCCAGCUCCUGACCACCGACCAGAAGAGUGAGAUCCGGGUUUAUUCUGCCUCCCAGUGGGACAGCCCCCCAAGCCUGAUCCCACAUCCUCACCGCCACUUCCAGCACCUGACACCCAUCAAGGCAUCCUGGCAUCCACGGUACAACCUCAUUGUUGUGGGCAGAUACCCAGAUCCUAAUUUCAAAAGUUGUUUCCCCCAUGAAUUAAGGACAAUCGAUGUGUUUGAUGGAAGCUCAGGGAAGUUGAUGCAUCAGCUCUAUGACUCAGAAUCUUCUGGUAUCAUUUCGCUCAAUGAGUUCAAUCCUAUGGGGGACACACUGGCCUCUCUGAUGGGUUAUCACGUUCUCAUUUGGAGCCAGGAGAAAGCUGGGAUAUGGAAAUGAGAGGCAAUAAUGAAGGUGUGGGCCAAACAAGGACUUGGAGCCACAUGAGAACAAGUCCUGUGAGAAGAGGCAGCUAUGUGUUAAAGGAC